Molecule: messenger RNA, 1853 nt
Organism: Rhodofomes roseus
Lineage: Eukaryota; Fungi; Basidiomycota; Agaricomycetes; Polyporales; Fomitopsidaceae
Exons: 3
Coding region: 138-1661 (507 amino acids)
Source: RefSeq, a predicted model, not a curated record
CGGUGCAUGCAACGUUGUCAGUCUACGGACUGGCAGCGACCACCUACAGAGUGAGUCUCUACUGGACACUGUGUGCUGCCCAACGCCGGUCAGUACUCGUCCGCUUUACUGAUUACUACGACCAAUCCGGAGGCGACAUGCAGCCCGCAGGACACCAUGGACUGAGCGACGACAUCUGGUCCAUCAUUCUGACCUUGACUGACCCCAGCGACGCCCGGAGUGUAUCUCUCGUCUCCCGAAACAGCCACCCCGCCGCUCGGCGCGUCGUCCUCUCCCGCGCGGACAUCUCCGAGCAAGGCCAGCUCGAACAUGCUCUCGCCUUCAUGGUGAAGGAGCCGCAUCAUCGCGCCUGCUGGUUGCGCGAGCUCCACAUCAACGAAAACGCCCUGGAUGGGUUCGAGGACUCCUGGGAUACUAUCACGGAGGGGUCGUCGCUCGCUGCGAGGUUCGCAGACCUCCUCGGUGCGGCGCAAAACAUCACCAGCAUUGCACUUCCCUAUGUGGAGUCGAUGUUGGAAGCGGAACCGCGUGCUGGCACGGCAUUGGCCUCCCUCACACGUUUACAGGUCGUCAAGCUCUCUGAUGUGUUCACGCAGUCGCUGGAUAUGGCGAAUACGAUGGCUAGCAGUCCUACAGACGUCGCGCUUGCGCUCUACGUGCCCUGCGACUCCGAGUACAGCGCCAGCGAGUUCUCCGUCGUGCUGAGCCAGCUGGCCUUGUUCCGCAAAACAAGUGUGGUGGAGAUACAGUUCUGUGAACUCUCAGGCGGCGGCUACGAGUACCCCUCGGAGUCCGGCGUCGAGCUUCGACGGCUCGGGCAGCAUCCGACCGUGCGCGAGCUCCGCCUCCGGGGUAGCGGGGCCGUGCCAUGGUUCCACAUCUUCCCGAAUAUGGAGAUGCUGCGUAUGCGUUGGAUGGACGACUCGCACGCAGAAUUUGACUGGCAGGAGUGGGCGUGGACGGACUCGGUGCCGUUGGUAGACGUCACGGCCGACGACGAAAGCCAACUCGUAUGUCUCGCAGGGACACACGGCAGGCCGAAACUUCGACAGCUCCACUUGCGUGUGGCUCCGUCGCUCUCCCCCGACCCCUACAGGGAGAUCCCUACGUUCAAAGCCGACAGCUUGCGGCCCGUCUGCUUGACGUUCCCCCUCGCAGAGUGGCAAGCGCCGUGGAACACGGAUCUGCCUCAUUGGAACGGACGUCUGGAGGACCCUGCUGGUCCAGAGGGGCGACUGCGCUACCUGCAGGUGGCCGCCAUGUGUAAUUCGGACGAGGACAUACCCGUCCGGUGGGUGGAAUCGCUCCUCCCUGCUGUCCGAGUGCCCCAGCUAGUGUGCCUGCGGGUCAACUUCCACGUCGCCACGCCGUCCGGGAAGGUGACCAGGCUUGACGAAGCGCGACAGAUGCUCGUCGAGCAACUCCCUUCGCUUCGCUACCUGUGCAUUGCUGAAGGGCAAUUUCCCCAGGAGGACCUUAUUUCCGCAUUCCACCCACGCUUCGUUGGCGAGUGCGCUUGGUGGCGCUUGCACGAGGUGGCAGGCGAGAGGCGAUCGGAGAGCAUCUUGUGUGCGGCCGGUGAGCGGGUCGAACGGUAUCUACGCUCAGCAGAGUUCGAGGAGACGUUGUCCCUCGAUGGCUUCGUGUUGAAUGACAGAUAGGAUGUGCACCCUCGCGCGUGUACUACAGUAUAACAUAUGUAGUACUUAGACUAUCAACAAACUGUUUGGAUAGCUUAGUUGGAAGUCGAGUUGUUCGGAACAGUAGUGUUUGCCUUACGAGCUCUUGCAAGUACUCCUGUGCCGCAACUACGCUGAGGCUACAACCUCGUAUACACAUACGUCUGAACGCCG